Messenger RNA from Bactrocera oleae (olive fruit fly), 8553 nucleotides. Lineage: Eukaryota; Metazoa; Arthropoda; Insecta; Diptera; Tephritidae. The record is from RefSeq and is a predicted model, not a curated record.
CGUUCACUCUCGGAAACGUAUGGAAUAUGAACACAAAGAAAUGCAAAUUCUGUAAUUUGCUUUAGUGUUCAUUUGACUCUUGUGAACGGAACGUCUUUUUAACGUGAUUUAAGCCAAAUAAAAAAUAAAAUUGAAAUGCCUCGUCCAAGAAAUGAACUUUUGCGACAAAUGUUAGGAAAAAACGAAUUAAAUCAAGUUAUUUGCAAUUAUGGCGGAUGUAUAAAAAAGGUAUUAAGUGGACAUUCCGCCAAUAUACAACGACAUUUGCGCCUAAUGCAUCCAGUCAUAUACAACUCGUAUCUAGAACAGAAGAACGCGAGCAAAUAUAACGAUAACAUAACAAAAAGUGCCGAACCACCACACGAAGUGCGGCAAAAGUGUGCACCCAAAAAAUCGAAUAUUGAACUGGCGAUAGUGGAGUUUUUUACAAAAUGUGAACGACCGCUAAGCAUGCUGGAGGAUCGUGCCUUCAAAGUGCUAGCCGAACCGGCUUUCACUACGCUGAGCGUGAGUGUGAAUCGAAACAGUGUACUGGAAUUGAUAAGCAGUUAUGCGCAAAAAUUGCGAGCAGAAAUAAGUGAUGAUUUAAGUGGAAGUUUAUUUUCAUUGAAAAUCGAUAUGGCAACUAAAGAAGAUAUUACACUGCUCGGCAUUAAUGUGCAAUACAUUAAAGGGAGAAGCAUACAAAUCAAAUCGUUGGCCAUAAAGGAGCUACAGAGGGGAUAUACAAGUGAAUAUUUGAAAACGCUAAUAAUGGAAGUUUUAAACGAAUAUUCGAUUAAUAUACAAGAGAUCUUAACGAUAACAACAAGCAAUGAUAACACCAUAUUAGAUGCCGUUAAAAAGUUAAAUGACGAUUUUCGUAUUGCUUUAGGCGUUGACGAGAACGUUAACCAUAAAACGAUUAAAAACGAAAGCGGUUUCGAUAGCAGUUUCCAAGAAUGGUUGGAGGAAACGGAUUUUGCCUCAUACAAAAUAACCAGUGUACUGAGUGGCACGCAAAUACUAGAACUUUGUGUUCAUGCCAUUUUACAAAAUCCAGAAAUUAAGAAAAAUCUAGAUAAAUGUGGCACAUUAUUGAAAGAGCUGGGCACACACGAUGCUUGGCAUAUUAAUGGAGCUGCCAAUUGUGAAAAUAAACAAAACGAUUGUGUCGUAAAUUGGACCACUAUGUAUGAGACGCUGAUAAAAUUACCCGAUAUGAUACCGAAAAAUAGUAAUUUAUAUCUAAAUACCGAGGAAUGGAGCUUUGUUAGUGAAUUCUUAGCAGUUCUAAAACCAAUGUAUAAAGCAACACAGAAAUUACAAACCGAUAAAUUAUGUUAUAGUGAACUAUAUAUUGUUAUUAUGAACACAGUAUUUGACUUGGAAAAUUUAUCCAACAAUAAAAUGGCGAAAUCACUUAUUGAUAUUUUAAAUAACCAAAAAACUAAAUUACUUGAAACGGAGUUGUUCAAUACGGCCGUAUUUUUGGAUCCACGCAUACGAGUUUGCCUGGACGCGACGCAGAAAUCGCGUGCCAAACAAUAUAUAACGACGCUAUAUAAUCGCGUAAGCACAUUGAAAUGUGAAACGACUAAUUCGGAAACGAAUGACAGUCCAAUGGUCGAAGUGACAAACCGCGCAGAGGAACGACCGACGUCAAGCCAUAAUGCCAAAACGUUUUGUGAAUUUUUACAAAAUUUAGAUAGCGACCCUUCACCAACGUCUGUUUCGUAUUUAGAUGCCGAAAUUACACUGUACGAGCGUCAACCCAGACUACCGUUGGAUGCGAAUAUAAUUGAUUUUUGGUUUUAUCAACAUAAUAACUUAACGGAUAUAGCAUAUCUGAUAUUGGCGAUACCAUGUGCCGAAGUCAGUACCGAACGUUUGUCUGCAGCCUUUCAAUAUAUUUUCGAUGACAAACAAAAUCGUUUGAGUGCUGCUAAUGUAGAUAAUAUAUUGGUUGUUAAGGUAAAUGGUGUGUUUAAUUAUGACGACUGACUUAUAACUUGUAAAUAUAAUAUAAUAUUAAUAUUAAAAUUCGAUAUAGUAUUUAGUUUAUAAAAUGAAAUAAAAAAUAUUUUUUACAAUUUAACAAUGCAUGAUCGACUUUCACCUGUCAAUAAAAUAUCAAAUUUAUGCCAGAGAUUUUUGUGAGUUUUCACAACAUAAUAUUGUGUAAGAAAAGGUAGAAAAUACUGCCUAUGAGCACAGCACAAAAACUGUGAAACAUUGUGAACAUGGGGAUGCGUUUAGGCCUCAGAAGUUAGUUCGUUAUUUUAGAUAAAAGAAAAAAAUGUGUGCUCCAGACUACCUUAAUUUACCUUGGUGAUGCUAACAUAUUCCUAGGGAAAUGGUCUUGAAAUGGGAGUUCAUGUUGAUAAUGAUACCAAGAAUGCCUCAAAACUUGUUAAGAAAUCGUUAUAGGACUAAUGUAAAGUCGAAAACUUACAAACAAAGGUAGAGAAAUAAAAAAUCCACUCAUAUUUGUUUUGGAUUAACAAUACAUGGAUCUCAAAAUACCAGACACAAUUUGAGCUUAAUAACUUGUGAACGAUAGAAUGAAAUGUCAUGAAAUUUUGACAGUAUUCUUCUUAAGGUUAGUACUAAAAGCCAAGCAUAAAGAGUUUUUAGUGAUCUCACGGACAAGGCAAAGACUUUUAAUGAGCUAACAAUCUUUAUAUUGAUACAUCUCUGUGUAAUCAUCCAACUAUUCUAAUUUAAACAUUCUUUUAAGCAGUAUUCGGGUACCCAAAACUUGAAGAAUGAUGAAUCGAUUAAACAACCAGUAUACACACGAACCGAUUUUCUUUACAAAAAUUGGCACGUAAGCUUGAAAUGUACUAAAUCACCAAUAAUUAACAGCAGCAAAAUUGUUACUUUUUUUUGUAAAUAAUAGCUGUGCCACUUGCUUACUAUAUACUUUUUUUUUAUUUGUCAGUAAUUGUUACUGCUUAAGUACUUGCAGUAAACGUUAUUUUUGUAAUAGUUCUACACAUUUUUUCGCCCAUUUAACCACUCGUUCGUACCGGUUUCUCCAUCACGUUCAUUUUGUUAUAUUUUAAUCCUAUUAGUUCGCUCAGUGCCUGCGCUGAUUGUUUGGGCUCUGGCUGACAUCAGUAACCGGUGCGGCGGCUAAGAGUAAGAGACUCUAAUUUGCAGUUGUUACUCAAGUUCUUCGCUGUGUUUUGCGCUUCUUUUUACUUAAUCGCUGUUGCUGACUAAAUUAUUUAAGCUCCACUCCAUGCUGCAGCGGUCUGUCGCUCGUGUCAGCGCGGUUCACUGUGACACGACAACUUUGUUUUUGAAUUAUUGUAUGUAGAACUGGAAUAGCAUGUGAUUUGCACGGUUUUCAUUUCCUCUCAGAAGUAUUUAAGUUUCUCAAUAACAUAUAAUACUACAAUAUAUAGACGUACUAGCUUCAUUCGAACACAUGUUGGUUUCUCUUUAUAGCUAAUUCUUUAAGUGUUGUAAAUCUUAUUUUUGAGUUCAUUUUCAUUAUUUUUUCCAUUAUGGUUGCCAAUUACGUUUAGUUUCGCCUUAGUUCGUCUAUAUUUAUUCCUUCAAUGAACGUUUUUCUUUUUUCUUCGUAUUUCCUAUUUAUGAAGGAGCGACUAAGUUCUCAGUCGAAGUUUUGAUGAUAUAGUAACGCUUAAAUCAGGCCUCGGAUAAUAACAUUCCAUUCUGUGACCCUUUUAGUGAGACAAUUUGCAAGUGAUCGCGAGAGUGAGAGAAAGAGAGAUUCGGCCGCAUUAAAAUCGGGCUCCGUUCCGGUUAUGUAGAUCCAGCUGUUUUCGAAAGCAUCUAACUACCCGAUGGAAAUAUAUUUAAUUAUAACUUCAGCAUGCUUCUUUCUUAUAUUUAUGCUCAACAAAUAAGUCUCUGGAUUGGAAACAGUUUUGAAACAAUAAGGACUCUGAACAGAACAAUGUUUAGGAACAUUACGCACUCUCAAACUCUAAAAUUGAUCGACGAGGAGCGAGCAUAGUUGAAAGAUUUCUAUAAUUUUAUGCUCUUUUUUUAGCGAAUUUGGUACUACUUAUAAUAUAUCAAAGUAUAUCCAAUCAACACUCUGGAAAAUCGCAAAAGUACUAACUACAAUAAUUUCGUAACCUAUCUUGAAUUUUCUUUCAGUACUUUUUAUCAUGUACCUGUAUUUAUAAAGUCCAGCGAUUCGAUAUCUCUCCAUCUGCCAGCACCCGUUUCUUCUUGUUCCACAAAACUUUUACCCAUUACCUUAUGGUUUUAAGUCUACUUAAUGACUUAUAUGCACUUGUGAAUUUCAAAAAAUGAAAACAAUCCGACAAUUAGUUUCGGAGUUAUGCAUGAGCGCAUUUGGAAGUUGAAUUUAGUAAAAUCGACUCGAAAAACGUGGCAUUUUUCCUGACUUUCAAGUGGGUGUAAUCCCUUAACUCCAUCUUGUACUGAUAGAGUACGAGUUAUUGUUGGAGAUUUGUGAGAUGUAAGAUGCGAUUAAUAAUAAGUAAUCUGAGAUCUGCACUAAAAUUACAUUAAGAGGAUCCUUUGACCAUCUUAUAUAUACAACUUUUGCGUAUCAGUUCACCAGUUUACGACCUAGCCGCAGGUAGACUAUAAAACUACUGUCUUCAGUGCAAAAUACUGGGUUAGAUUUGAGAAUGUUGCAUGGGUAGAUUGCAAAUCAAUCGAUUUUCAUUCAUAAUUCUCAGAGAAUCACUUGUUUAGAGUCUACAACAGUAAAAAAAUGUUACACUCAAAUUUUCAAAACCCUUAGCCCACGAACUCAUCUACCCACCUUAGCAUAUGUACUUGUUGUUCAAAUAUCGGGGGGUAGCAAACAAAAAGCUUAAUACUUUAGUUGAUUAUAUUUUGUUGUGCUUCUGGCUUGCCAUUCGGUCUUUAUUGUUCAGAGGUUACGAGCAACUGGCGCGCGCGCGUACUAAGCUUCAGCUAAAAGAAGUCCAAACUUAAUAACAGCAAAACACAUAUUGCUUGCGAGUGUGGAAAAGUCUGUUAGCGUGAAUGUAUAAAUGACUGACGAUAUCUCCCAACAACCAACGGAGACGGGAAAUUGUGGGACGAAAUACUAUCUUCAUACUUAUUUCCAAGUUUUAAUAACUUUCCGUCUAAGCAUGCCACUAGGUAUUGUACGUAAGCUUGAUUUUCACAAUUUCUUGGUGUAAGAAAAUAGCUUUAACAAAUACAACAAUUAUUUAGCAAUCGUGAUGUAAUCAAUUAGUAGAGUGCCAGUUGGUCUGCUGGUCGGGCACACAACAACGUUGAACCGUUUCGCAGCGCUUCAUUUGGGUUUGUGUUCAUACCCGGCAUUCACGUUGCAUUCAUUGUGGGUACUAUUUAACAUAAAUAAACAAUUAGGUAUUCGAGAAUAGGUAUCUACAUGGGUGUGUAUGCAUGUGUAACUGUUUUCAUUUUUAGAAUAUAACAGAACUGCUGGCGAUGAGAUAAUUGCUUACAUAAAUAUAUGAUUUAUGACAUUUGCUUGCGAUUUUGAUAUUUAUACACUUAAAAAUAUAAAUAUUGCAAGGUUUUCAGUAGCUAUAAGACUGCACGCAGUUUUUCUACUUCAUUUUUAAACUUCGCUUUUCCAUUUCUAAUACUCGGCACGAGACCUUUACGCAUACAUAUGUAUAUGGAGAGUAAACGCUUUUAAGGGACUCUAAUAUUUCCUAACCUUUCCCCGAAGUUUCUAAGGUUUCAAGUCACACUAACAUCGAGAUCCCUUGCAAAAGUCACAGAUUCGUUGAGACUGAGUUUUUAGUGGUUAUUAUAUUCUACUAAUUGGCAAAACAAAGUACUUAGCCGAAGAAACAGUUAACUUUUCAAGUAAAGCCUAUUUUGCUAUACAUCAGAAGAAGCAACAAAGUAAUCUAUAAUCAUUCUAAAAAUAUUUCAUAUGACAAGCUCUGCAGAAUGAUAAAACAUGUGACACAUUAGGAAUUUUUAACUUAGAGUAGGAAAACCAGAAAAUAAAACAAGAUAAUUACGGAUUUUGAGUUGUGAUGACUAAGCGCGUAAGCUCGUACUACAUACAAAUAUUUGCCAAUUGCAAUUAACACAGAUUUUCUGAAGCAUUUCCAAAAGCAAAAAAAAAACAAAAACAAAUAUACCGCUAAUCAUUGCUAUUACAUGUGGUCUUUCUUACUAGAGUAAAGUAAAUACAGACAUACAUACAUAUGUACAUAUGUUUUGAAUGAGUUGCAGCAGCAACCGCAGCUUGAACACCUACCUCGGCUUUCCACCUUGGUGCCGUAUUUUUUAAUGCACAAAAUUCCAUUGUGUGCGUUUUUUAUCACCGUUAUGCGAUUAGUUAUUUGUCUGCGAUAAAUAUGAGAGACAGGCAUGACAGUCUGUACAAACAUACACAUGUACAUGUGUACACAACUCACGAGCUGUAAUCAUCAGACCAGUAGAUGCAGUCGCGUCAAAUAAUAAUUCACACGUAACUAAUUGAAUUAAUAGAAGAAUAAAAGAAAAUUAAAAAAAGAAGAAAAAAUCACGCUACAGGAAAACACAUACAUAUACGUACAAACGUGGCUUCGCAUAUUUACUUCUCAAAAUCGAGGACUGAGCUACGGUGCGCCGCCAUCAGCAAACACGAAGCUUUUAUUAAAUAAAUUAGUCGUAAAGGAAGCAUUAAAACACUAAUAAUAAUAGCAAUAAUAAUAAAAUACCAAAUAAUGCCAGCGAAUUGAAAAUGUGUGUUGAAAAAAAACGGUUUUUUUUCUGACUUUUCGUGUGGAAAAGAUUUACUACUGAACUGAAUGUGCAAUGAUGGUAUAAGAAACGAAAAACAAAUGGCUAAAUAACGUUGCAACAGGUGGGUAGAUUUGAAAAAAGGCGAAAGUGAGACAAGUUUAAUGAAAAACAGUGAAAUGGAAAAGUGAUUGAUCAAAAAAUCAAAAAAAACAAAAACAAUUAAUAUUGGCAGAUAAGAAAAAUAAAGAAAAAUGUCUGUAAUUGAUAGAAGAACAUUUAUCCAUACACUAAGUGGAAUUGUUCAAAAAGAAAACCCAUUAUAGCAGACUCGCUCCUUCAAUAUGACAAGAACAAGGCUAUAAUUUUUCAAAUAAAGCUGUAAAAUAAACUUUAAGUAUAUUUUAACCUAUUUGAAGAUAGAAACCCGAAACUAUGAACAGUAGGAACAGCUUUUGUUAUAUUUUAACGGAAUUAACUGUUAGGCACUAUUUAGAAAUUUAUGGGUCUUCCAAAUCUACCAUUGACAAUGGUAUUCAUCAAUCAUGAACUCUUAGAAAAGGAUUUUGCAUUACCAACUCAAACGUUAUGCUUUUUAAACGCUUCCGCCGAAGCUUUUAUUCAACAAUUUGAGAAAUGACACAAAACUCCGACUUGUUCGAGAAAUUUGAAGCACGUAUUCCUUAAUCUUUGAUGGAGUAAAUACAAAUCAACCCUCUUUUUAAACCCAGUAAUAAUUAUAAAUCUGGAAUCAUGUAAUAUAAAUCAAUUUAAAUUUUUGUAAAUUUAAAGAAGUUUUGUCUGUUGUGUUCCAAGGAAUGAAAUCUUUUUAUAAUAUAUUCUGGAAUAUAAUACCAGAAAAGCGAAAUUCGAUUUGCGCAUUAAAAGUGUUUCUUUGAAAAUACGACUUGAAGAACGAAGGUUCAAAACCUCUCUGAAGAUGAAACAAAAGUUUUAGAUAAAGUAUAUUUCUAAUAAUAGUCGUCUCUCGGCAAUCGAUAUCAAAUUUUCUUACGAAGUUCUGACAUGAAAGAGCAACUCAUACAAACCUUUCCGUCGUUUUGAGGGAAACUGAAACAAGUAGAAUCUACAUUUGUCAGUUAACUCCAAGUACCAGUAAUACCACAUAAGAAGCUGGACCACAGACAAUAUAGAAUUUAAAGUAAUAUUUCAAAGAAUAUAUGUGGUAUGAAAACAAAGCAGAGAUACUCGAGUAAUUUAAAACUAACUUUAUCAUAAAAGACAAAUCCAGUUGCGCUCACACAAAUCAAUAUAUUAUAUGAACCAUAAGCCACAAGUACCAUUAUUAUUAUUAUUAAAAAUUCAAUGAAGUAUAUAAAUUGAAAGAUUAAUAACAAAAAAUUCAGAGAAAUGAUCUUAAAUCAAUUAAAAAACACUCAUCAAGCGAAUGGAUGUUGUGGGCACUACAAAAAAGAAAAAAAAAAUAUUUUUAUACUAAAGCAAACAAUACAAUGGAGGAGAACUCAACAGCUGGUCCAAAAGACAAACAAAUAUCGAAGCGAAAAAAUCAAAUAAAUGUCUUGAAAGACAAACACACAAAACUUUACGGUGGGCAUAAGACAAGCUGGAAGAAUUUAUAAUUUGCAAACAAAAUUUUUGACCAAAUGCAAAAUUUCGGAGCAACUUGAAAGCAAGUACAAAAACAACACAGCCAUUAAUAAUUAUAAUAAAAGAGAAACGCCAGAGGAUGCGGACGGUGUUUGGGCAAAGGCCGAAGAGUGAUACGUUACGAAUGGCACGAAAUAAAUUGGUCAAGUGUGCAUGCGAUUUGCUUAUAUACGUUAUAUUGUUUAUGGGGUACCUCAGACUGAUAUAGCAGUUUACUGUAAAUAAAAGAAUUUAUAUUUAAAGCUACAA